Emys orbicularis (European pond turtle) is the source of this 10911-nucleotide messenger RNA. RefSeq lists its product as uncharacterized. Gene Ontology annotation, molecular function: serine-type endopeptidase activity. The transcript has 38 exons. Gene Ontology annotation, cellular component: plasma membrane. NCBI's taxonomy places the organism in Eukaryota, Metazoa, Chordata, Testudines, Emydidae. Gene Ontology annotation, biological process: zymogen activation. The record is from RefSeq and is a predicted model, not a curated record. The annotation marks the transcript as partial.
CACAAGGACUGUGCUUUGAACAUGGGACUUCCCGGGUGCCUCCUGCUCCCAGCUGGGCACCCCCUUGACAGGAGGUCAGCUGCCUGCGCAGGUGCUGGGAACACAAGGAUCCCCAUCCUCCUGGCCUGGUUUUGGGCUUCCAUGACAGGAUUCCCCAUGGCAGACUCAGGCAUCCCAGAACUAACUCAGCUCCGACUGGUGAACGGCCCAAAUCGCUGCUCUGGGAGAGUCGAGGUGCUUCACAACCAGCAGUGGGGAGCCGUGUGUGAUGACAGCUGGGACUUAACUGAUGCUGGAGUCGUGUGCAGGCAGCUGGGCUGUGGGGCGGCGUUAUCAGCCCCAGGCUAGGCUCAAUUUGGACAAGGAUCUGGCCCAAUUUGGCUGGAUGAGGUUACCUGCACAGGGACUGAAGCUGCCCUCUCCGAAUGCAGGGCUAAGCCUUGGGGAGACCAUAACUGUCACCACGGAGAAGUUGCCGGUAUUGUGUGCUCAGACUCUGGUAUCUCAGAAGUGGCUCAGCUCCGACUGGUGAACGGCCCAAGUCGCUGCGCUGGGAGAGUCGAGGUGCUUCACAACCAGCAGUGGGGAACCGUGUGUGAUGACGGCUGGGACAUAACUGAUGCUGGAGUCGUGUGCAGGGAGCUGGGCUGUGGGACGGCCUUAUCAGCCCCAGGAGGGGCUCGAUUUGGGCGAGGAUCAGACCCUAUCUGGCUGGAUGACGUUCACUGCACAGGGAAAGAAGCUGCCCUCACCGAAUGCAGGGCUCGGCCUUGGGGAGACAGUAACUGUGACCACGGAGAAGAUGCCGGUGUUGUGUGCUCAGACUCCGGCAUCUCAGAAGUGGCUCCGCUCCGACUGGUGAACGGUUCAAGUCGCUGCGCUGGGAGAGUCGAGGUGUUUCACAACCAGCAGUGGGGAACCGUGUGUGAUGCCAGCUGGGACUUACAGGAUGCUGGCGUCGUGUGCAGGCAGCUGGGCUGUGGGAUGGCAUUAUCAGCCCCAGUUGGGGCUCAUUUUGGGCAAGGAUCUUUCCGUAUUUGGCUGAAUAAUGUCAACUGCACAGGGACAGAAGUUGCCUUCUCCGAUUGCCGGGCUCGGCCUUGGGGAGACAAUAACUGUACCCAUGGAGAAGAUGCUGGUGUCAAGUGCUCAGAUUCCGGCAUCUCAGAAGUGGCUCAGCUCCGACUGGUGAAUGGUCCGAGUCUCUGCGCUGGGAGAGUCGAGGUGCUUCACAACCAGCACUGGGGAACCGUGUGUGAUGACAGCUGGGACAUAACUAAUGCUGGAGUCGUAUGCAGGCAGCUGAGCUGUGGCACGGCAUUAUCAGCCCCAGGAGGUGCUCGAUUUGGGCGAGGAUCAGACCCAAUCUGGCUGGAUGAUGUUCAGUGCACAGGGACAGAAGAUGCCCUCUCUGAUUGCGGGGCUCGGCCUUGGGGAGACAAUAACUGUCACCACCGAAAAGAUGCCGGUGUUUUGUGCUCAGACUCCAGAAUCUCAGAAGUGGCUCAGCUCCGACUGGUGAAUGGUUCGAGUCGCUGCGCUGGGAGAGUCGAGGUGUUUCACAACCAGCGGUGGGGAACUGUCUGUGAUAACGGCUGGGACAUAACUGAUGCUGGAGUUGUGUGCAGGCAGCUGGGCUGUGGGACAGCGUUAUCAGCCCCACGAGGGGCUCAAUUUGGCCGAGGAUCAGCCCGUAUCUGGCUGGAUAAUGUCAACUGCGCAGGGACAGAAGCUGCCCUCUCCGAUUGCAGGGCUUGGCAUUGGGGAGACAAUAACUGUACCCACGGAGAAGAUGCUGGUGUCGAGUGCUCAGACUCUGGCAUCUCAGAAGUGGCUCAGCUCCGACUGGUGAACGGCCCAAGUCGCUGCGCUGGGAGAGUCGAGGUGCUUCACAACCAGCAGUGGGGAACCGUGUGUGAUGACAGCUGGGACAUAACUGAUGCUGGAGUGGUGUGCAGGCAGCUGGGCUGUGGGACGGCGUUAUCAGCCCCUGGGAGAGCUCGAUUUGGGGGAGGAUCAGACCGUAUCUGGCUGGAUGACGUUCACUGCACGGGGACAGAAGCUGCCCUCUCUGAAUGCAGGGCUCGGCUUUGGGGAGCCAGUAACUGUAACCAUGGAGAAGAUGCCGGUGUUGUGUGCUCAGACUCCGGCAUCUCAGAAGUGGUUCAGCUCCGACUGGUGAAUGGUUCUAGUCACUGCGCUGGGAGGGUCGAGGUGCUUCACAACCAGCAGUGGGGAACCGUGUGUGAUGACAGCUGGGACUUACAGGAUGCUGGAGUCGUGUGCAGGCAGCUGGACUGUGGGACGGCGUUAUCAGCCCUAGUUGGGGCUCAUUUUGGGCAAGGAUCUGACCAUAUUUGGCUGAAUAAUGUCAACUGCACAGGGACAGAAGUUGCCCUCUCCGAUUGCAGGGCUCGGCCUUGGGGAGACAAUGACUGUACCCACGGAGAAGAUGCUGGUGUCGAGUGCUCAGAAGUGGCUCAGCUCCGACUGGUGAAUGGUCCGAGUCUCUGCGCUGGGAGAGUCGAGGUGCUUCACAACCAGCAGUGGGGAACCGUGUGUGAUGACAGCUGGGACAUAACUGAUGCUGGAGUCGUAUGCAGGCAGCUGAGCUGUGGCAUGGCGUUAUCAGCCCCAGGAGGGGCUCGAUUUGGGGGAGGAUCUGACCAUAUCUGGCUGGAUGACGUUCACUGCACAGGGACAGAAGCUGCCCUCUCCCAUUGCAGGGCUCAGCCUUGGGGAUACAAUAACUGUAACCACAAAGAAGAUGCUGGUGUUGUGUGCUCAGACUCAGUUAUUUCAGAAGUGGCUCAGCUCCGACUGGUGAACGGCCCGAGUCGCUGCACGGGGAGAGUUGAGGUGCUUCACAACCAGCUGUGGGGAACCGUGUGUGAUGACAGCUGGGACAUAAAUGAUGCUGGAAUCGUGUGCAGGCAGCUGGGCUGUGGGAUGGCGUUAUCAGCCCCAGGAGGGGCUCGAUUUGGGCGAGGAUCAGACCCUAUCUGGCUGGAUGAUGUUCACUGCACAGGGACAGAAGCUGCCCUCACCGAAUGCAGGGCUCGGCCUUGGGGAGACAAUAACUGUCACCACGGAGAAGAUGCCGGUGUUGUGUGCUCAGACUCCGGCAUCUCUGAAGUGUCUCAGCUCCGACUGGUGAACGGCCCGAGUCGCUGCGCUGGGAGGGUCGAGGUGCUUCACAACCAAGAGUGGGGAACCGUGUGUGAAGACAACUGGGACAUAACUGAUGCUGGAGUUGUGUGCAGGCAGCUGGGCUGUGGGACGGCGUUAUCAGCCCCAGGAGGGGCUCGAUUUGGGCGAGGAUCAGACCCUAUCUGGCUGAAUGAUGUUCACUGCACAGGGACAGAAGCUGCCCUCUCCCAUUGCAGGGCUCAGCCUUGGGGAUACAAUAACUGUAACCACAGAGAAGAUGCUGGUGUUGUGUGCUCAGGCUCAGGCAUCUCAGAAGUGUCUUUGCUCCAGCAAGUGAAUGGCCACAAUCACUGGGCUGGGAGAGUCGAGGUGUUUCAUAACCAGCAGUGGGGAACUGGGUGUGAUGGCAGCCUUACAUGAUGCUGGAGUUGUGUGCUAGGCUGUGGGACGGCGUUAUCAGAGCCACAUGGGGCUAGAUUUGGACAAGGAUCUGACCGUCCCUGGCUGGAUGAGGUUAACUGCACAGGGGCAGAAGCUGCCAACUUCAAAUGCAGGGCUAGGCCUUGGGGAGACCAUAACUACAAUUAUGCGGAAGAUGCCGGUGUUGUGUGCUCAGGCUCAGGCAUCUUAGAAGUGGCUCCGCUCCGACUGGUGAACGGCCCAAGUCGCUGCGCUGGGAGAGUGGAGGUGCUUCACAACCAGCAGUGGGGAACCGUGUGUGAUGGCAGCUGGGGCUUGUCCAAUGCUGAAGUCGUGUGCAGGCAGCUGGGCUGUGGGAUGGCGUUAUCAGCACCACGUGGGGCUCACUUUGGACAAGGAUCUGACCGUGUGUGGCUGGAUGAGGUUCAGUGCACAGGGGCAGAAGCUGCCCUCACCGAAUGCAAGGCUAAGCCUUGGGGAGAACAUGGCUGUAACCCCGGAGAAGAUGCCAGUGUUGUGUGCUCAGAUCAGGGCCAGCUGAGGCUGCAGUUGACGAGUGGCCCAAGCCCCUGCUCUGGGCGAGUGGAGGUGCUGAUUAACGACACCUGGGGUGCCUUGUGUGACGCCGGCUGGGGCCUGCCGGAGGCGGGGGUGGUAUGCAAGCAGCUGGGUUGUGGCAUGGCGCUGUCAGCCCCGGGGGUUGCUCAGUUCGGCCACGGGGCCGGCGACGUCUGGCUGGAGGGCUUGAGCUGCUCAGGCCAGGAGUCUCUCAUCAGCGAGUGCCACCUGAGCCGGCUGGGUCCUGGGCUGUGUGGCAAUGGCUCUGAGGCCAGCGUGGUGUGUGCCGGGCAGGCCGACUCAGGCAUCCCAGGACUAACUCAGCUCCGACUGGUGAAGGGCCCAAGUCGCUGCGUUGGGACAGUCGAGGUGCUUCACAACCAGCAUUGGGGAACCGUGUGUGAUGACAGCUGGGAUUUAACUGAAGCCAGAGUUGUGUGCAGGCAGCUGGGCUGUGGGACGGCGUUAUCAGCUCCACGUGGGUCUCGGUUUGGACAGGGAACUGACCGUAUCUGGCUGGAUGAGGUUAACUGCACAGGGACAGAAGCUGCCCUCUCCGAAUGCAGGGCUCGGCCUUGGGGAGAGAAUAACUGUAACCACAUGAAAGUUGCUGUUGUUGAGUGCUCAGACUCGGUCAUUCCAGACCCAGGUCCUCUCCGACUGGUGAACGGCCCCAAUCGCUGUGCUGGGACAGUUGAGGUGCUUCAUAACAAUGAGUGGGGAACCGUGUGUGAUGACAGCUGGGACUUAACUGAUGCUGGAGUCGUGUGCAGGCAGCUGGGCUGUGGGGCGGCGUUAUCAGCCCCAGGCUGGGCUCGAUUUGGACAAGGAUCUGGCUCAAUUUGGCUGGAUGAGGUUAACUGCACAGGGACUGAAGCUGCCCUCUCCGAAUGCAGGGCUCGGCCUUGGGGAGACCAUAACUGUCACCACGGAGAAGAUGCCGGUAUUGUGUGCUCAGAUUCUGGCAUUUCAGAAGUCGCUCAGCUCCGACUGGUGAAAGGCCCGAAUCGCUGCGCUGGGAGAGUCGAGGUGCUUUACAACCAGCAGUGGGGAACUGUGUGUGAUGACCGCUGGGACAUAACUGAUGCUGGAGUCGUGUGCAGGCAGCUGGGCUGUGGGACGGCGUUAUCAGCCCCACGAAGGGCUCAAUUUGGGCGAGGAUCAGAUCGUAUCUGGCUGGCUGACGUUCACUGCUCAGGGACAGAAGUUGCCCUCUCUGAAUGCAGGGCUCGGUUUUGGGGAGACAGUUACUGUAACCAUGGAGGAGAUGCCGGUGUUGUGUGCUCAGCUUCCAGAAUCUCAGAAGUGGCUCCGCUCCGACUGGUGAACGGUUCGAGUCGCUGCACUGGGAGAGUUGAAGUAUUUCAUAACAGGAAGUGGGGGACUGUGUGUGAUAACAGCUGGGACUUACAGGAUGCUGGAGUCGUGUGCAGGCAGCUGGGCUGCGGGAUGGUGCUAUCAGCCCCCACCAGGGCUCACUUUGGGCAAGGAUCUGAACCUAUCUGGCUGGCUGACGUCAACUGCACAGGGACAGAAGUUACCCUCACCCAAUGCAGGGCUCGGCCUGUGGGACAGAAUAACUGUACCCAUGGAGAAGAUGCUGGAGUUGAGUGCUCAGACUUAGGAAUUUCAGAAGUGGAUCAGCUCCGACUGGUGAAUGGCCCAAGUCGCUGCGCUGGGAGAGUCGAGGUGCUUCACAACCAGCAGUGGGGAACCGUAUGUCAUGAUGGCUGGGACAUAACUGAGGCUGGAGUCGUGUGCAGGCAGCUGGGCUGUGGGACGGCAUUAUCGGCCCCUAGGAAAGCUCGAUUUGGGCAAGGACCUGACCGUAUAUGGCUGGAUGACAUCAUCUGCAAAGGGACAGAAGCUGCCCUCUUCGAUUGCAGGGCACGGCCUUGGGGAGACAAUAACUGUAACCAUGGAGAAGAUGCCGGUGUUGUGUGCUCAGACUCCGGCAUCUCAGAAGUGACUCAGCUGCGACUGGUGAACGGUUUGAGUCGCUGCGUUGGGAGAGUCGAGGUGUUUCACAACGAGCAGUGGGGAACCGUGUGUGAUGACAGCUGGGACUUACAGGAUGCCGGAGUCGUGUGCAGGCAGCUGGGCUGUGGGACUGCGUUAUCAGCCCCACGAGGGGCUCAUUUUGGGCAAGGAUCUGACCAUAUUUGGCUGAAUAAUGUCAACUGCACAGGGACAGAAGUUGCCCUCUCAGAUUGCAGGGCUCGGCCUUGGGGAGACAAUAACUGUACCCAUGGAGAAGAUGCUGGUGUCGAGUGCUCAGAUUCUGGCAUUUCAGAAGUGGCUCAGCUCCGACUGGUGAAAGGCCCGAGUCGCUGCGCUGGUAGGGUCGAGGUGCUUCACAACCAGCAGUGGGGAACCGUGUGUGAUGAUGGCUGGGACAUAACUGAUGCUGGAGUCGUAUGCAGGGAGCUGGGCUGUGGGACGGCGUUAUCAGCCCCAGGAGGGGCUCGAUUUGGGCGAGGAUCAGAUCGUAUCUGGCUUGCUGGCGUUCACUGCUCAGGGACAGAAGUUGCCCUCUCCAAAUGCAGGGCUCGUCCUUGGGGAGACAAUAACUGCACCCAUGGAGAAGAUGCCGGAGUUGUGUGCUCAGAUUCUGGCAUUUCAGGUCUGGCUCAGCUCCGACUGGUGAAUGGCCCAAGUCGCUGUGCUGGGAGAGUCGAGGUGCUUCACAACCAGCAGUGGGGAACUGUGUGUGAUGACAUCUGGGACAUAAGUCAUGCUGGAGUCGUGUGCAGGCAGUUGGGCUGUGGGACGGCAUUAUCAGCCCCUCGGAGAGCUCGAUUUGGGCAAGGAUCAGACCGUAUCUGGCUGGAUGACGUCAACUGCACAGGGACAGAAGCUGCCCUCACUGAAUGCAGGGCUCAGCCUUGGGGAGACAAUAACUGUAUUCCCGGAGAAGAAGCUGGUGUUGUGUGCUCAGAUGCUGGCAUCUCAGAAGUGGCUCAGCUCCGACUGGUAAAUGGUUCGAGUCGCUGCAAUGGAAGAGUCGAGGUGUUUCAUAACAAGAAGUGGGGGACCGUGUGUGAUGACAGCUGGGACCUACAGGAUGCUGGAGUCGUAUGCAGGCAGCUGGGCUGUGGGAUGGUGUUAUCAGCCCCACGAGGGGCUCGAUUUGGGCGAGGAUCUGACCAUAUAUGGCUGGAUAAUGUCAACUGCACAGGGACAGAAGUUGCCCUCUCUGAUUGCAGGGCUCGGCCUUGGGGAGACAAUAACUGUACCCACGGAGAAGAUGCUGGUGUCGACUGCUCAGGCUCUUCGAAAGUGGCUCCGCUCCGACUGGUUAAUGGCCCAAGUCGCUGCGCUGGGAGAGUCGAGGUGCUUCUCAAUGAGCAGUGGGGAACUGUGUGUGAUGACGGUUGGAACAUUAUUCAUGCUGGAGUCGUGUGCAGGCAGCUGGACUGUGGAACGGCGUUAUCAGCCCCUGGGGGAGCUCGAUUUGGGCGAGGAUCAGAUCGUAUCUGGCUGGAUGACGUCCACUGCACAGGGACAGAAGCUGUCCUCUCCCAAUGCAGGGCUCGGCCUUUGGGACACAAUAACUGUAACCACGGAAAAGAUGCCGGUGUUGUGUGCUCAGAAGUGGCUCAGCUCCAACUGGUGAAUGGUCCAAGUCGCUGCGCUGGGAGAGUCGAGGUGUUUCACAACCAGCAGUGGGGAACUGUGUGUGAUGAAAGCUGGGACUUACAGGAUGCCGGAGUCGUGUGCAGGCAGCUGGGCUGUGGGACGGCGUUAUCAGCCCCACGAGGAGCUCAUUUUGGGCAAGGAUCUGACCAUAUUUGGCUGGAUAAUGUCAACUGCACAGGGACAGAAGUUGCCCUCUCAGAUUGCAGGGCUCGGCUUUGGGGAGAAAAUAACUGUACCCACGGAGAAGAUGCUGGUGUCGAGUGCUCAGAUUCUGGCAUUUCAGAAGUGGCUCAGCUCCGACUGGUGAACGGCCCGAGUCGCUGCGCUGGGAGAGUCGAGGUGCUUCACAACCAGCUGUGGGGAACCGUGUGUGAUGACAGCUGGGACAUAACUGAUGCUGGAGUCGUCUGCAGGGAGCUGGGCUGUGGGAUGGCGUUAUCAGCCCCAGGAGGGGCUCGAUUUGCGGGAGGAUCUGACCGUAUCUGGCUGGAUGAUGUUCGCUGCACAGGGACAGAAGUUGCCCUCACUGAAUGCAGGGCUCGGCCUUGGGGAGACAAUAACUGUAACCACGGAGAAGAUGCUGGUGUUGUGUGCUCAGGAAACCUCAAAGUGGCUCAGCUCCGACUGGUGAACGGCCCGAGUCGCUGCGCUGGGAGAGUCGAGGUGUUUUGUAACAAGAAGUGGGGAACCGUGUGUGAUGACAACUGGGACAUAACUGAUGCUGGAGUGGUGUGCAGGCAGCUGGGCUGUGGGACAGCGUUAUUAGCCCCUGCUGCGGCCUACUUUGGGCCAGGAUCUGACCAUAUCUGGUUGGAUAAUGUCAACUGCACAGGGACAGAAGCUGCCCUCACCGAAUGCAGGGCUCGGCCUUGGGGAGACAAUAACUGUACCCACGGAGAAGAUGCCGGUGUUGUGUGCUCAGGCUCAGGCAUCUCAGAAGUGGCUCCGCUCCGACUGGUGAACGGCCCAAGUCGCUGCGCUGGGAGAGUCGAGGUGCUUCACAACCAGCUGUGGGGAACCGUGUGUGAUGACAGCUGGGGCUUGUCCGAGGCUGAAGUCGUGUGCAGGCAGCUGGGCUGUGGGAAGGCGUUAUCAGCGCCACGUGGGGCUCACUUUGGACAAGGAUCUGACCGUGUGUGGCUGGAUGAGGUUCAGUGCACAGGGGCAGAAGCUGCCCUCACCGAAUGCAAGGCUAAGCCUUGGGGAGAGCAUGGCUGUAACCCCGGAGAAGAUGCCAGUGUUGUGUGCUCAGAUGCAGGCCUCUCAGAACUUGCUCAUCUGCGACUGGUGAACGGCCCGAGUCGCUGCGCUGGGAGAGUCGAGGUGCUUCACAACCAGCUGUGGGGAACCGUGUGUGAUGACUUCUGGGAUUUAACGGAGGCCAUAGUCGUGUGCAGGCAUCUGGGCUGUGGGACGGCAUUAUCAGCCCCACGUCGGUCUCGGUUUGGACAGGGAGCUGACCGUAUCUGGCUGGAUGAAGUUUACUGCAUAGGGAGAGAAGCUGCCCUCUCUGAAUGCUGGGCUCCACCUUGGGGAGAGCAUAACUGUACCAGCAGACAAGAUGCCGGUGUUGUGUGCUCAGGCUCCAACGUCUCAGAAGUGGCUCAGCUCCGAUUGGUGAACGGUUCAAGUCACUGCACUGGGAGAGUCGAGGUGUUUUAUAACAAGAAGUGGGGAACCGUGUGUGAUGACAGCUGGGACAUAACUGAUGCUGGAGUUGCAUGCAGGCAGCUGGGCUGUGGGAUGGCGUUAUCAGCCCCAGAAGGGGCUCGAUUUGGGCGAGGAUCAGACCACAUUUGGCUGGAUAAUGUCAACUGCACAGGGACAGAAGUUGCCCUCUCCCAAUGCAGGGCUAGGCCUUGGGGAGACAAUAACUGUACCCAUGGAGAAGAUGCUGGUGUUGUGUGCUCAGAAGCCGGCAUUUCAGAGCAGAUUCCAAUCCGACUGGUGAAUGGCCCAAGUCACUGUGCUGGGAGAGUCGAGGUGCUUCACAACCAGCAGUGGGGAACCGUAUGUGAUGGCAACUGGGACAUAAUUGAUGCUGGAGUCGUGUGCAGGCAGCUGGGCUUUGGGACGGCGUUAUCAGCCCCAGGAGGGGCUCGAUUUGGGCAAGGAUCUGACCGUAUCUGGCUGGAUGACGUCAGCUGCACAGGGACAGAAGCUGCCCUCUCCGAUUGCAGGGCUAGGCCUUGGGGAGACAAUCACUGUAACCACGGAAAAGAUGCCAGUGUUGUGUGCUCAGAUUCAGCCAUUUCAGAGCAGAUUCCGCUCCGACUGGUGAACGGUCCGAGUCGCUGCACUGGGAGAGUCGAGGUGCUUCUCAACCAGCUGUGGGGAACCGUGUGUGAUCAUGACUGGGACAUAAUUGAUGCUGGAGUCGUGUGCAGGCAGCUGGAAUGUGGGUUGCCAUUAUCAGCCCCAGGAAGGGCUCGAUUUGGGCAAGGAUCAGGGAAAAUCUGGCUGGAUGUCAUCAAGUGCACAGGGACAGAAGCUGCCCUCUCCAAUUGCAGGGUUCGGCCUUGGGGAGACAGUAACUGUACCCACGGAGAAGAUGUUGGUGUUGUGUGCUCAGAUCAGGGCCCACUGAGGCUGCGGCUGACGAAUGGCUCAAGCCCCUGCUCCGGGCGAGUGGAGGUGCUGAUUAAUACCAUCUGGGGUGUUGUUUGUGACGCCGGCUGGGGCCUGCCAGAGGCGGGGGUGGUGUGCAAACAGCUGGGCUGCGGCUCGGCCCUGUCAGCCUCAGGAGUUCAGUUUGGUCAAGGGGCCGGCGACUUCUGGCUGGACAGCGUUAUGUGCUCGGGCCAGGAGUCUCUCAUCAAUGAGUGCCUACUGGGCCAGCGGGAUCCCAGGCUGUGUGUCCGUGGCUCCGAGGCCAGCGUGGUGUGUGCCGGGCAGGCCGGCCUUGGGCUACUCUGGUCUGUGCUCCUCGGCCUGGGUGCCCUUGUGGUGCUGAUCUGUGGGGCCCUGCUCUGCUGGCGGAUGCGUCGGAACAAAGCCGCUGGGAACCCCCUGGGCCACAUGCACAUGGAGGCGCUGGGGGCUCCAGGGACCCAGCCCCAGCCCCAGGGAGUGGCAAAUCCAGAGCCCCCCAGGGACCCUGACAGUGAGAUGACCCAGCUGGUGAAGGAAAACCUGGUGCUGUGA